Molecule: messenger RNA, 3185 nt
Organism: Spodoptera frugiperda (fall armyworm)
Lineage: Eukaryota; Metazoa; Arthropoda; Insecta; Lepidoptera; Noctuidae
Product: WD repeat-containing protein 48 homolog
Exons: 4
Coding region: 126-2072 (648 amino acids)
Biological process (GO): protein deubiquitination; double-strand break repair via homologous recombination
Molecular function (GO): ubiquitin binding
Source: RefSeq, a predicted model, not a curated record
GCCAUUUUCCUCAAACUGUCAAACGCAAAUGUCAAACAAUUCUGAAACAAAUCUCAAGAAUUUUGCGAUAAUUCUCACAAAAGUGUAAGAAAUAUUAGUCAAAUUCUAAUUUACAAUGUCGGAAAAUGGGCACGAUGCGUAAGAAAACUCAAGUGUCGUUCGUGAUCAGAGACGAGGAGGAACGACGGCAUAAAAAUGGUGUUAGUUCACUGCAACUUGAUCCAAUACAGGGAAGACUGUAUUCGGCCGGCAGGGAUGGUAUUAUUCGUGUGUGGAGUACUGCGAACGGAGUCCAAGACCGGUACAUCCAGAGUAUGGAGCACCACACCGACUGGGUGAACGAUAUAGUGUUAUGUUGCGGCGGUAAAAACUUAAUUAGCGCUUCGUCGGAUACGACUGUAAAGGUAUGGAAUGCCCCUAAAGGCUUUUGUAUGUCGACUUUACGGACUCAUAAGGACUAUGUACGGACUUUAGCGUACGCUAAGGACAAGGAGCAAGUCGCCAGCGCGGGCCUGGACAGGGCAAUCUUUCUUUGGGACGUAAACACAUUGACAGCUCUAACGGCCAGUAACAACACUGUAACAACAUCAAGUCUUGUUGGCAACAAGGAGUCCAUAUACAGUUUGGCUAUGAACCCUCCUGGGACGAUCUUAGUGAGUGGUUCUACAGAGAAAGUACUCCGUGUGUGGGAUCCAAGAAACUGUUCAAGACUUAUGAAGUUAAAAGGACAUGCGGACAAUGUUAAAGCUUUAGUCGUAAGCAGAGAUGGCACACAGUGUGUAUCGGGCAGCUCCGACGGAACAAUUAAAUUAUGGUCCCUAUCACAGCAACGGUGUGUCUCCACCAUAAGAGUGCAUUCCGAAGCUGUAUGGGCCUUGUUAGCUACCGAAACCUUCUCACACAUCAUAUCCGGUGGAAGAGACAGGCUAGUCAUUAUAACAGAGUUACGAAACCCUGAUAAUUUUAUGAUAGUAUGUGAAGAAACUGCCCCUAUACUUAAACUAUGCUUUACUGCGGACCAAAGUGGGGUUUGGGUGUCGACAUCCGAAUCCGAUGUCCGUUGCUGGAAACUGCCCCCACUAAAUUCUUUAGACAUGUAUAAUCAGAAUAAUUAUAAUACUAACAAUGUGUACCAAACACAGCCUUUACACAACAUUCCUGGCGGACCUGCGAUCAAACAUUACACAGUAUUAAAUGACAAAAGACAUGUGGUAACAAAGGAUACCGCAAACAACGUAGCAUUAUAUGAUGUGCUUAAAGCUUGUAAAGUAGAAGAUUUAGGAGAAGUAGAUUAUGAGGAAGAAGUGAAGAAACGAUUUAAGAUGGUUUACGUACCGAAUUGGUUCAACGUAGAUUUGAAGACAGGAAUGUUAACAAUACACUUGGGUCAAGACGAGACAGAUUGUUUGAGUGCAUGGGUGAGCGCAAAAGAAGCUGGAUUAACUACGGAGAAUGAUCAGAAGGUGAACUUCGGAGCUCUACUGCUGCAGGCCCUCUUGGAUCAUUGGAAUCAUCCGAAUAGAGUGAACGAGGCGGGACAGAGAGUGAUUGGGAACAAUUACUUUAGUGUACCGCAACACACUCCUCUCAUAUUUAGCGAAGUUGGUGGAAGGACUCUUUAUAGAUUGCAAGUUGGUGAUGCCGGUGGGGAAACAGAAGGCAACCUCUUAGUGGAGACUGUGCCGUCGUGGGUGGUGGACGUGGCGAUAGAGAUGGCGGCCCCCAAGCUGAACAAAUUGCCUUUCUAUUUGCUACCACACUCCAGCUGUCAGAGCAAACAGGAUCGGCAAAAGAAGGACCGUCUAGUAGCAAAUGACUUCAUCCAAUGCCGUAAGGUGGCUGAACACGUGGUGGAAAAGAUCGUCGGUGGUGGCGACGUGAACGGUGCGAGCGCGGGCAGUGGUCGCGCCAGCGCCAAUGAGGACAGCGGCAACGACGCGCCGGAGGAACGAGUCGAGUUGCUGUGCUGUGAUCAGGUGCUGGACCCCAACAUGGACCUCAGAACGGUCCGCCAUUUCAUUUGGAAAUCCAACGUAGAGUUCACACUACACUACAGAGUUCUAAAACAAUGAAACAAACCUAUUUACUCAGAUCAAUUCAGGAAAUACUGCACUUUCCAUUGCAUGUUUAGACAGUGAAACAAGUGUUUAAAGGUGAUAUCAGAAAAUAAAGUGUUUAAAGUACCGCUUUCCAAAAUAUAGUGUUAAAAGUACCGUUAUCCAGAAAAAAUUGUGUUAAAAGUACCGUUAUCCAGAAAAAAUAGUGUCAAAAGUAUCGUUAUCCAGAAAAUAAAGUGUUAAAAUUACCUUUAUACAGAAAAUAAUUGUGUUUAAAGUACUACAGUCCAGAAAAAUAUUGUUAAAGUACCUACCGUUAUCCAGAAGAAAUUGUGUUAAAAGUACUGUUAUCCAGAACUUAGUGUUAAAGUACCGAUGUUCAGAAUAAAUAGUGUUAAAAGUACCAUUUUCAGAAAAAUAAGUGUUAAAAGUACUGCUACUAGUGAAGUUCUUUUAUUUUUUCGGUAUCUUACAGUGUCUAUGAGUUUUAUAUGCUUUGUUGAGUGAGAAGGAAGAUGGUUAUAAUUAUUCAAGAGGGAAAGAGAUUGCGAUAAUUACGGAGUUUUCCUUGCUGAUAUUUUUCUUUGCGGGUUUUUUCAGCUUCUGUUGUAAUUAGGAUGUUUCUGUAGUCAAAUAUACACUGCCUUCAACUUUAUUUACUAUACAUACUGUAUACAAAUACUAGCGUCUGCCAGCGGCUUCGCCCGCGUUCCCUGGGGAUAAAAAGUAUCCUAUGUAUUAUUCCAGAUCAUAAUCUACCCCUGUUCCAAAUUUCAUACCGUACCCUUCAGCCGUUUUGAAGUGAUUGAGUAACAAACAUACACAUAAACUCACAAACUUUGGCAUUUUUAAUAUUAGUAAGAUUUUCAAUUUAAAAAAGUAUUUAUUCAGUUUUGACUACUUUGAAACAUCCUUAAAGCCUUGUAUUUGAAUGAAGGAUAACUAUAUAGUUAUUAUUCACGAAAGUUGUCAUUCAAUAAUCAUCUGUAUUGGCUUUAGUUAAGGUUUAAUAUUCGAUGUACUAGAAGAUGAAACAGCGAAAAUGACUCUUAUUGCCGUAGAAUAAAGAUUGUAAUACUUAAAUAUGAUACGUUAUGUAACUUGUAAUAGAUAACUAUUCAAACAGAU